Hibiscus syriacus is the source of this 699-nucleotide messenger RNA. RefSeq lists its product as uncharacterized. The coding region runs from base 60 to 668 and encodes 202 amino acids. The record is from RefSeq and is a predicted model, not a curated record. The transcript is spliced from 2 exons. Lineage: Eukaryota; Viridiplantae; Streptophyta; Magnoliopsida; Malvales; Malvaceae.
CAUCUACGCGUUUCUCUUCACAACAGAGCCGAAAAUUAGGGCUUCGAACUUCAAUCUCAAUGGGACGAGAGCUGGACCCAGAGAUAUGCGCUUGCAUUCUCGAAUUCCUUGUCCAUAAAUCACCCGACGAUAUGUUGUUGAAGAAACUCAUCCGAGUUUUCCCGCCUCUUAACCCCUCUCCGCGCUUGAAGAAAUCACUACUACUCCGUUCUAUCCAAAACGUGAUCACCGCAGGAGAGAUUCCCGAGAAGCUACUCGACUAUUUAGAGAUGAUAUCGCGCAUCGAAACUAAGCAAAGGGUCCCGAUUCCCGACUCCAUGAGGGAUGCUUAUUGCGCCGUCGCAAUGGACUGCACCACCAAGUUUUUGGCCGGGUCCCCUGAUUCGACUGUAUUGUAUUCUGAUGCCGUGAACAGAAUCUGGAGGGGUCGGAUUGAGAAUCUGGAAAGAUCCGAGGCAUCCGGUUUGGUUUCCAAGAGACUGAGGAACCUUCGGCGUCAAGUUGAAGCUGCCUUUGGGGACGAGGAAGUGGUCCGCCGUUUAGUCGCAAUCAAUACUCGAGCCGACGCCUUCUUCAGCCUCAGGCUUUAUUUACGCGAAGCGGUUGCCACGAUGGGGCCGCCUCUCCUUGAAAGAGCAUGGUUGGGGUUCACAGUGGGACAAAGUUGAAAUUCUUCGGAAGCAAGGGGAUACCCGAGCA